AGCGGCGGCGGCGAUGAUGAUGAUGAUGAUGUGGGUUGGAAGCUCUUCCACACCCAUCUGAGAAGAAUACAGUUCCGGGUUUUUCCCUCUCAUUGGUUUUUUUUUUCAGAAGAGCGCUGUUGUUGCUCUAUCGCCGCUGUCACAGGACGGUACGAUGUCUCUUUUAUUGGACAAUCAAUUUGCAGAACUUCCUGCAGACAAGUCUGUUGACACUAAGACGUUCUUGGACAAUGUGUCGACCCUGCCUCCGUUUUUCGACUGCUUGGGAUCAAAAGUGUUUUCAAUCAUCAAAUCUGACAUUAAUGGGAAUAUAACGAAAAUUAGAGCAGUUUAUGAUCAGGAUCCUGCAAAGUAUGUCACCUUGCAGGACAUUGUGGAAGCGGAGAGAGAAACCCACAAAGGAGAAUGGCCUAAAGUUGGAGCCACGUUGGCUCUAAUGUGGCUCAAGAGGGGUCUCCGUUUCAUACAGGUUUUGUUGCAGAGUUUGGCAGAUGGAGACAGAGAUGAGAACAACCCUAACCUUAUUCGGGUCAAUAUCACCAAAGCCUAUGAGCACGCUCUGAAGAGAUACCAUGGUUGGAUUGUUCAAAAGGUUUUUAGCGCAGCACUAAUUGCAGCUCCCUACAGAUCAAACUUCCUCAAGGCCCUGUCAAAGGGAGAAGAAGUUAAAGACGAGGACUGUCUGGCAAACGUGCAUCUCUUCCUGGUAAAUUACACGCCCACUGUAGAUGCCAUCUACGAGAUGUACUCAAACCUAAACGCAGAACUGGACUACACAGUUUGAUGUCUGAGGAUGAAGCUGGGCUUGAGGUUCAGGAGCGACCCACGACUCCUUCAGGGUGUAACUCAAGUCCAGUUUUCAAAGGUUCUUAAAAAGGGGUGCUUUGUAUCUUCUUUGUUCUAUUUAUUACUCUGAUUAUACCGUACACAAAUUGGAAGAAAAAUGUAGUUAAGAAUGCUUUUUUUGCAGGAUUACUAAAGUUAACUUUAUAUUAUCCAGUAGUCAGGAUUUUGUAACAGUUGGUUUUUGCUGCGUUAUUUAUGAGAUCACUGUGUGCCUUUCAUCUCUUUUAAUGUCACCAAAGAAACUCGCUCAUCAAAGAAUCAUUCCUUUCAUCUUUGCAGGUGUAAACCUCCAUUUUCUGAGCCCUUCUGCUAACCAAUACUUUGUUUUGGCUGAACAACGGUUGAAUAUUUUCAUUUUGCGUCUUUUUUUUUUUUUAACCUGUGAUGUUUCACAUUUUAUAUUUUUGUGUGAAACAUCCUUCCAGUGAAGACGAUGUGAAUCUUUUUUGCAGUUCUUUUGUGUUGCCUUCAUUGUCUUGUGUGACCUGUCUAUAAUUAUUAUGUGUGGCAGAGUGUCUGAAUGAAAUCAUCACGUCGUAUGUGCAAGUAUUAAUAGAUCAUUUCUGAAUGAAUACGCUGAAAAUAAAUAAAACCUUUCUGGUAAAUCA
Molecule: messenger RNA, 1454 nt
Organism: Xiphophorus hellerii (green swordtail)
Lineage: Eukaryota; Metazoa; Chordata; Actinopteri; Cyprinodontiformes; Poeciliidae
Product: glycolipid transfer protein-like
Exons: 5
Coding region: 155-784 (209 amino acids)
Biological process (GO): ceramide transport; intermembrane lipid transfer
Cellular component (GO): membrane; cytoplasm; cytosol
Molecular function (GO): ceramide 1-phosphate transfer activity; ceramide 1-phosphate binding
Source: RefSeq, a predicted model, not a curated record